AAGUCGGGCGACACCGUCGGUCGAACUAUUCAGCAUAUGAAGAUCUCUGAAGACCAAGUUGUCCCUGCCCUUCAAGAAAAGCGCCUAAAAUACCACCCCCUCAAGAAGGCCGAUACGGUGUACCAUUUCCCUGUCGCAGACUUCGCCGAUGACCACCCAGAGGCUAGAGCUUUGGCCGAGUGUCUCUGGUGCCUCGUGCUGGGGACAUUCCAGUACAAGGAGGAAUGGCUGGCGGGGAGGAGGAGAUUCGGACUGCCUAACGUGGGAGAGACAGUGAAGGGGGGAAACAACACCCACUGCCUAGAUAGGCCAGGGGUGGUGUCGAAAGAGGAUGGAUCUUGGGACGGCCUCGGUAUCCAGGACAGCCGAUGGCGACGCUUUAGAGCCUGCCUGGUACCGCUAGUGAUCCUGGCCGCCCAGGAGAGGACGGAGGGCAACCACGAGGCGUACAACCGGAUCAUGGUGCAGAUCCGCUUGUUGCAGAGGGAGGUGAGGAAGCAUAUCGGCGAAUUCGUGCAAAGAGGAUAGCGACGCUUGGCUCUUUCAAUCUCCUCUGGACAAGAUCAUCGGAGAAUCACUGCUCGACAGAGGCACCAAGUGGCCGUUUAAGUUGUUGGAAG
Microstroma glucosiphilum is the source of this 620-nucleotide messenger RNA. RefSeq lists its product as hypothetical. Lineage: Eukaryota; Fungi; Basidiomycota; Exobasidiomycetes; Microstromatales; Microstromataceae. The record is from RefSeq and is a predicted model, not a curated record. The transcript has 2 exons. The coding region runs from base 37 to 528 and encodes 163 amino acids.